Molecule: messenger RNA, 1386 nt
Organism: Leishmania mexicana MHOM/GT/2001/U1103
Lineage: Eukaryota; Euglenozoa; Kinetoplastea; Trypanosomatida; Trypanosomatidae
Product: putative peroxisome assembly protein
Exons: 1
Coding region: 1-1386 (461 amino acids)
Biological process (GO): protein import into peroxisome matrix; protein monoubiquitination
Cellular component (GO): peroxisomal importomer complex; peroxisomal membrane
Molecular function (GO): protein binding; zinc ion binding; ubiquitin-protein transferase activity
Source: RefSeq, a predicted model, not a curated record
AUGUUCGAGAGCAACCUCCUCUCGCAGAUCAACACCUCAUCACCGCUGCCGACAGUGGUGGAGGUGCAGUUCACCACCAGCAUCAACCAGUCCCUCUACAAGGCGUUCCAGUUUGCCCACACGCUGCUCGCUGAGAAGAGUGACCGGGCGGCUGUGCUGCUGCCGUGGAAUGAUGAGAUAUACUUGACUGUGUCGGGGAUGCUGGAGCGGCUGAUGCUGGAGCACGCCGACACCACCUUCUCCGAAAUGAUAUUUGCCCUGCGUCGCGCGGAGGUGGACGGGCCGCUCGCCGCUGCCCCGCCACUGUCCUCGUCAUCCGCCGCCGCGUCUGGGCCAUCGCCGCCAGGGCUGCGGCCUGGUGCGCGUGGCCGGUACCUUCGCUGGCUGCUGUUGGGACCACCGCCGGUGACCACUCCGGAAGAGCGCGCCAUGAACUUCAUCAACGACGGCGUCUCCUCGCAGCUGCGCGUUCACGCCAGCGCACCGGCAGACGCCGCCGUCGCGGCGAUCGUGUCGCCGGAUAUGGCGACGUCCAACCCGCUCGUAAAUGCCGUCGCCACAGACGCGAUGGCCGCGGUGGGGAACGCGGCGGACGCCGCGGCGCUCUCGCAGCUGAAGUCCGUCGAGCUUCUCAAGGCGGAGCAAGCUCCGUACGGCUACCUGCGCUUCAAGGCGCUUAGCCGUCGCAACAAGGUCGUCUCUCUCUUUCUCUUGACGCUCAAGCCGUACCUGGAGCGCAAGGUGGAGCAGUGGUACGUGCGCAACACCGACACCUCCGUCGAUGCCGUCGCCAUGCGGAACGCGUAUGCCUACCGCUACCCGCGCCGAGCGGCCCUCUUGCACUUCCUCGCGAAGUACGUCUACCCGAUCUACCACGUCACGAAGCAGGGGUCACGGUUCCUGUACAUUAUGUGCUUCCUGCUGGAGAUGACGCCCUACACGUCGCCGCUGCAUCGUGUCUUCGGCAUCGCGCUGCGUCGGAGUACCCUCGAGGACUCGCUUGCGACGGGCCCCCGCGCGCAGCGCGCGCUGCUUGUCGCGCGGGUAGUGCUGAUUCUCGUCUUCUGUGGCUUCCGGCUUCUGGAGUUCACACGGAACGCUGACGGAGCAUCCUCGCCACGUCAGAUCCGGGAGGAGGGGCUUCCGAUUCCGCCACCGCCAGUGCUUGGCGGCGACGUGCCGCUGCCAGAGGACCGAAGUAGCCUCCCGAAAGCUGGUGAGUGCCCCGUCUGCCGCAGACACGUCACGAACGCGGCGGUCUGCCUCACCAGUGGCAUCGUGGGCUGCUACCCUUGCCUGCAAGGGUACGUGCGAGAGCAACGAGCGUGUCCUGUCACGCACCAGUCGAUGGGAGUGGAGCAGAUCCGCCGAGUUUUCGAGUGCUAA